This is a messenger RNA of Dreissena polymorpha, 3824 nucleotides long. RefSeq lists its product as uncharacterized. Bases 119 to 1993 code for a protein of 624 amino acids. NCBI's taxonomy places the organism in Eukaryota, Metazoa, Mollusca, Bivalvia, Myida, Dreissenidae. The record is from RefSeq and is a predicted model, not a curated record. The transcript has 8 exons. Gene Ontology annotation, molecular function: protein binding; zinc ion binding.
GUUAUCGCCCGUUAUUAUGACUUUUUAUUUUUAGAAAAUGCACUUUCGCUUUAACCAAUUCUACAUUUUUGUUACAUUUAUUAUUAGAUAACAAUUAUACAGGAUCACUUCAACGAAAAUGGAGGCAAUGACAGUAGAAUGUGGAAUCUGCUUUGCUGAUAAGGUUGUAGGGAUUUGCGAAAACUGUGAGUGCAAACUGUGUGAUACAUGUUUUAGGAAUCAUACGAGAGCAAAAAUGUUCCGUACCCAUAUUAUAUUCCCAAUUGAAGACGUAAAUAAAAAAACUAUAAUUUCGAAUUUUAAAACUGAAAUAACAACUGGUACAGGAUUGAAAUCGCCAGUCGAUUCUGAUAUUCAUAAGCAGACGUGUAAAGACCACUCUGAUGAAAACCAGUCGCUUUAUUGCGUGAAACAUGAUGCCUGUAUUUGUGGGCGUUGCGUUAUUUCAAAUCAUGCAUCUUGUCUUGACUCAGUGGUUGAUUUGAACAAUAUCCUGCAUGACGCAGAGAACAUGAAUAAACGUUUGUCUACAUUGCAAGAGUUGGACGAUGAAAUCGAUCGCACUAUGGUAACCAUAGACGAAAACCGACGAAUGAAUGAUACAUUUAGAUCAAGCUCUGCGAAGGAGAUCAAUAAACUUCACAUAGAGUUAGUUGAUCAAUUAAAGUUAUUGAUAACGAAAGCAGAAAAAGAAAGUGAUGAAUUACACAAACAAAAUGCGGACAUUCUGGAUGAAACGGAACUUAAAUGUAAGGAGCAAAAACUAGUUUUACGGAUGCAAAAGGAACUUUUAGAUGAGUUACAAAAUAAAAAGCAUUAUCGCCAUUUAUUUGUAGCACUUAAGAGAAAUAUAAAGACUAUCGAUUUUGUAAAAGACAACAAUGCAAGGUGUAGACAGGAAACCAAUAUUAAGGAAUAUGAGUUCGUUCGUAACCUAAAAUUAGUGGAACUUUUCAAGGACGAUCAGAAAAUAGGAACUUUUACGACUGCUUGCGACGGAAGUGAUGAAGUAAUAGAACAUAUUUACCAGAUUCCAGGCAAAGCCAAUGCUACAGCUCCAAGUCUCCAAUUCUCAAUGCAGCCUGGCCACCCCCAACACAACCAGUACAGCAUGCACCGUCCUCCACUGAGGCCACAUGGCAUGCCGGCUUUGGGCGCAAACAGCCAGCCUUUAUAUAACUAUAGCAAUCCUUGCUCACAAAUGCGUCCACGAUUCAGUGCCCCAAGCAAUCAGAUGAACAUUCCACAAGCCCAGAUGUACCAACAGCAUGUCACUUUAUUAAACGCAAACGCGGUGCCAUUCCAAAUGACUCAGCAGAUGCCGGGACCGACGAACCCCGGUGCUAUUCCCACAAACCAGUCCAGUAUGUACCUCGCACACGUACCUUAUCAGGCCCACAACCCAGCUGUGUACUUCUCAAAGCCGCAGAAACCAAAUACACCUCCAACUACACAGGGUCUGGAGCUCACAAAGGGAUAUGACUUUGUCUCAUCCAACUCGACCACUGGGCUGCCAGUCCCCCAGAUUUCGGAGAAACUUCACGAGCUUAUCGUAGAGAAGCGAAUCAAUAAUGAGGUAGUGGUUGAGUGGAUAGACCUCAACGUCCAAGAAUCAGCAAUAAAGUCGAAGACGUUCAUCCGCGGUCUUAUGACUGCAGUGUGUACUAGCUCAAUUAAAGGUCAGAAAGGCAAGGAGAGGUUGGACCCAAAGGAUUUGAGCGCCCGUAGUGACCUUCUGCAGAAGUACUUUGGCCAUCAACCAGAGUCUGAACUGCAGGCCUUGUAUGCGCUGCAGUUGCUUAUCACACAACUCAAAAACCCACAAGGUCUACUACGAAGCUUUUUCGAUAUUCUUUACGACGACGACGUAAUUUCGGAAGACGCGUUCCUGCAAUGGGAGAAGAGUGAAGAGGAACAAGAGGGGAAGGGGACCGCCCUUAAACAAGUCUUGCAGUUUUUUAAAUGGCUCCGGGAUGCGGAGGACGACGGCUAAGACUUAAUCUGUACUAUAACAGCAAAUUAAUGUUACUAUUUACAAAUUACCAAAACAUUGCUAUAGGUUAUAUUGUUUCUUGGAAUAUGACGAGAGCUAAACAUCCUACUUUUAACAUCUGAUGAUAGGAAUUUUUGGCUUUCAGAGAAUUAUGUUUGUGAGAUUUUUAUAAUGUGUAUUGGUGUUACAUAUAUCAUGUUCCUUGAGAUGCUCGGAGAAUGUGCUUAAAAAGCUGUCUGAAUGUUUUUACUCCGAAUGGAUUGUAAUUAACAUGGGUGUUAUCUGGUAUUAUCUGUUAAUCUGUUAAUUGUAAGUUUGCCUAAAAAAAUACAUUAUGUAUUACAGUUUUGUUUGUCAGUGUAAACGUUAAGUUAUUUUAAGCAAUGAAGAUAUAGGCUCUUAAACUCUUAAACUAUAAGUUUUUAUGUCUGUAUUGUUUGAUUGAAUUAGUGAUGUAUUUAUCACAGCGAGCAAAUAAUCAUUCAUUCUGACAUUUGAUUUGUAAAAAUGAAACAAAAUAAUGGAAAGGUAAUUCUUGCACUUUGAAUCAUUAAAUAGUUUUUUUUUCUGCAUAGAAAUAGUGUCGAUCAAUUGCCAUUAUUUUACGAAAAUAUAAUUUUAAUAGUCGCUAGUUGGCCUUUACCACCGAGUAAAUCCUUUGUUUUACCUUAUCAGAAUUAUGCAUACAAUGCUCUUUAUGAUCAUGACAAUUGCGACAUGUCGAAAAGUGUGUUUGCUGCAGAAGGAAAAUAGGCUCCGAAUCUAGGAUCUGUGCAACCUUUAUCAGCUUCAGUGAUUAUCAAUGACGAAAGUGCGUUUUCUUAAGAUUUUGCUGACAGUGAAGAUGAAGCGUCUUAUUUGAAUUGUGGAAAUGUUAAUCUGCAAAUUGUUUCCUCCUUAUUGAUUUUACCUUUCACUUUAAAUGUGUCUUGGGACAGUGUUUUUUAAGCACUGAGUGCAGUUGAGUUGAUCCUUUGUUAUACAGGCUAUCCAAACAUACUUAUGAUAGUAAACAUUAAUGUGCUAUAAAUGAAACCUGUUCAAUUGUAUACCUAGGGGCUAUGUUGAUUAUAUUGUCAUGCGUAUAGUGUAUAUUUAUUUUUUUUCUGGAUAUAUGAUGUUGUUUGCAUAAUUCAUAAGGAUUCUUAAGAUAUAAAACGUGUAUUUCAAAGUAGAAAAUAUGUCAUCACCUGAUUUCCGAAAUUUGGAAUUAAAUUUUGCAAUCCUUUUUUGAGGCUCCAGAGUUAUAUGUUUAAUGUAUGCACCAACUUGUUAUUUAUUGGUGAUUUGUUUUCAAACAUUGUUUUUUAAUUUCGUGUGAUGUUCACAGCUGAUUGGAUAAAAAAAGGACAUCAGAAUGAACGUAUUAAACUAUACAUGUAAGUUUUACAACUAAUUGAUUAUUAGAGAAACACAUUUAGACUGUGUAGAUAUGUGGCAAACAAGGUUGAAUUUUGUCUUACAAUGUGUGCUAUGCUUAGUUUAGGACGUUUCUUCAACGCUCAGGCUCAUGAGUACGUUACUUUUUAUGCAUAUGUAUCAGAUCGAGAAAUUAGUACAUUUGAUAGGCUGGCGUUGUUUCCAUAAAUACACAAAUAAUACAAAGAGGUGACAAUUGCUCGGAAGUAUGUGUUACAAAAAUCCAUAGUAACGAAAUGAUAAGCUUUGGAAUUAUUGCAGAUGCAUGUGAAGGUAGCGAUAAAACUCCUGACCAAAAUAACUAUAUAAGCAUGUUUUUGUUUACCUUGUUGUGUUAGAAUUUGUAUAUGUGUACAUAUGUGUAGAACAUACAUCAUCACUGACUCAUAUGGAAAUGAAUUAUUUGCCUUUA